GGCUGUGUCACCUACUCACUGCGAUGCUGAAUGGACAGCAAUCCAGCAUUCGCCUGCGUCUGACUCGGUGACACUACUGUUGGUGACACAGUUAGAGAACGUUGGUGGAUUCUGCAAGGUCUACGGAGCUUACGGCCCCACGUAACUCACAGUAAAGAGUGCCGCCCGACAACGCUGUCCCUACACACAAGCGUUCUUUUCAAGGGUUCGCGUGAGCCGCGAGCCAGGCGCAGAGCCGAGCGGAGCCAGGGGACCUGGACCGCCAGGUCCCCCCGCGCCUCGAGGCGGGAGCUCGGACCGCUGCGGACCGUUCCCAGAGCGGCCGCCAGGGGGCGCGCGCACACGGCGGCGUGGAACUUCGCGCUUUGUCCCCUCGCGCGGUCCGUCUCCGGGCGCCGCGGCGGGAAAUCCGACGGGCUCCUCCCGGCCGCCGCCUCCUACUGCCCUGGCACGCCUGCCUGGGUCGGCCCGGUGAGAUGGAGGAGGACGAGGCGGCCGAGGAGCAGCAGCGAUUCUCCUACCAACAGAGGCUAAAAGCAGCCGUUCACUACACCGUUGGGUGCCUUUGCGAGGAAGUUGCGUCGGACAGAGAGAUUCGGUUCAGCAAACAAACCAUUGCGGCCAUCUCGGAGCUGACUUUCCGGCAGUGCGAAAACUUCGCCAAAGACCUCGAAAUGUUUGCAAGACACGCAAAAAGAAGCACAAUUAACACGGAAGAUGUGAAGCUCUUAGCCAGGAGGAGUAAUUCACUGCAUGAUGUCAGAGACAGACCCCAGGCUAGAGUGUAUGGAGACAGUUCCAUUACGGUGCCCGCAAGUCUGAUGGGCCAGCUAAAAUACAUCACAGAGAAAAGCGAAGAGCUUGCACAGUUUAACUCAGAACAAAGAGCAAAAAAGAAGAAGAAAUUAGAGGAAGAAAACCAAAAACCAGUGGAGCCAGCAGAGGCUGCAGCAGCAAAAAAGGACAAUUCGAGUCUGUAGCUGUCGCUGGCAAAGGCAGCCUUCAGCAGGGAGGUUGCCAAGAGCUUGCGUUGCCACAAAGGGGUUUUCCAAGGGGUCAGUAGAGAUUAAAAUAAAAAGGCUAAGAGGCUUGCUGGGCUGCUUUCUCAGAGUCAUUGGCUGCCAAAGCUGGUGUCAAAGAGACCGGAAACUCUCCAGCGAAAUACUCCCGUCUCUCACCCUCCACUAACACGGGAGGGUUUGAGUGGCAAAGAUUGGAAGCUGUAUCUAUUGCUAAUAAAAUUGUGUCAGCAGCUUAAA
Panthera uncia (snow leopard) is the source of this 1259-nucleotide messenger RNA. RefSeq names its product centromere protein S (gene CENPS). Gene Ontology annotation, molecular function: protein heterodimerization activity; chromatin binding. Bases 477 to 980 code for a protein of 167 amino acids. The record is from RefSeq and is a predicted model, not a curated record. Gene Ontology annotation, biological process: resolution of meiotic recombination intermediates; replication fork processing. The transcript has 6 exons. Lineage: Eukaryota; Metazoa; Chordata; Mammalia; Carnivora; Felidae. Gene Ontology annotation, cellular component: FANCM-MHF complex; Fanconi anaemia nuclear complex.